Lathyrus sativus (Indian pea) is the source of this 1518-nucleotide messenger RNA. The record is from the annotation of a GenBank genome assembly. NCBI's taxonomy places the organism in Eukaryota, Viridiplantae, Streptophyta, Magnoliopsida, Fabales, Fabaceae.
AUGGCGACGCCGAAACCGAAACGUAACUUCCCUCCGAUAACGGAAUGUAACGGAGUAACGUCUUCUUCUUCGCCGCGUGAAACCGUCGCGGCUGAUCUUGACGGUACUCUUCUCAUUUCUCGAAGCUCUUUUCCUUACUUCAUGCUCGUGGCCGUUGAAGCUGGAAGCCUCCUCCGUGGCUUCAUUUUACUUCUCUCUCUUCCGUUUGUGAUCAUUUCUUACCUCUUCAUAUCUGAAUCUCUCGGUAUUCAGAUUCUCAUCUUUAUCUCCUUCGCCGGUCUCAAAAUCCGCGACAUCGAACUCGCUUCACGCGCUGUGCUUCCAAGGUUUUAUGCUGCGGAUGUAAGGAGAGAGAGCUUCGAGGUGUUUGAUCGGUGCAAACGGAAGGUAGUGGUGACAGCGAAUCCGACGGUGAUGGUGGAGACGUUUGUGAAGGACUAUCUCGGCGGCGAUAAGGUUUUGGGAACGGAGAUCGAGGUGAAUCCGAAGACGAAGAAGGCUACUGGAUUCGUGAAGAAAUCUGGUGUACUUGUUGGAGACUUGAAGCGUUUGGCGGUUAUGAAAGAGUUUGGUGAUGAUUUACCUGAUAUUGGACUCGGAGAUCGCAAAACUGAUCACGAUUUCAUGUCUAUUUGCAAGGAAGGGUACAUGGUGCCUCCAAGCAAAUCAGCAAAACCAGUUCCUCUAGAGCGUCUAAAGAGCCGACUCAUCUUCCACGACGGUCGCUUUGUACAGCGUCCAGACCCGCUAAAUGCCAUCAUCACCUUCGCCUGGAUCCCAUUCGGCUUCAUCCUCUCCCUCAUCAGAGUCUACUUCAACCUCCCACUCCCUGAACGCAUAGUUCGCUACACCUAUGAAAUCCUCGGCAUCAAGCUUGUAAUCAGCGGCCACCGUCCUCCGCCACCAUCUCCAGGAACCCCCGGAAACCUUUACGUUUGCAACCACCGCACCGCCCUCGACCCCAUCAUCAUCGCCAUUGCCCUUGGCCGCAAAGUGUCAUGUGUUACCUACAGCGUCAGCAAACUCUCCCGCUUCCUGUCACCAAUCCCUGCCGUCGCACUCACCCGCGAUCGCGCCGCCGAUGCAGCACGUAUCACCGAGAUUCUCCAAAAUGGUGACCUCGUUGUGUGCCCAGAAGGCACCACGUGUCGCGAACCUUUCUUGCUACGGUUCAGUGCUCUGUUUGCUGAACUGAGUGAUAGGAUCGUUCCCGUAGCUAUUGAUUGCAAACAGAACAUGUUCUUUGGGACCACUGUUCGUGGAGUCAAAUUCUGGGACCCGUAUUUCUUCUUCAUGAAUCCUAGGCCUGUUUAUGAGGCUAGGUUUCUUGACCGGUUACCGGAAGAGAUGUCAGUUAAGGCUGGUGGGAAAUCUUCUAUUGAGGUUGCUAAUCAUGUGCAGAAGGUUUUGGGGGAUGUGCUUGGAUUUGAGUGUACUGGUUUGACUAGGAAAGAUAAGUAUCUGUUGCUUGGAGGAAAUGAUGGGAAGGUGGAGUCCAUGUAUGGUACCAAAAAGUGA